GUCUCCUUUCCCCAUUCCUCAUUCUACCGAAAAGAAAACUAGGGUUUCUGAAACCGCUCUCCUUUCACCUUCAGAUCUAUUCACAGUUUUCUUCUUGAAUCAUUCUUUGAUCACCAUGUCGACUGAAAAGAAAGUUACCCUUAAGAGUUCUGAUGGUGAAACCUUUGAUGUCGAUGAGGCUGUUGCUCUUGAGUCUCAAACCAUCAAGCAUAUGAUUGAAGAUGACUGUGCUGAUAAUGGAAUCCCUCUGCCUAACGUUACUAGCAAGAUCUUGGCUAAGGUGAUUGAAUACUGUAAGAAGCAUGUGGAGAAUCCUAAGGGAGAUGAUCGUUCUGCUGAUGAUGAGCUUAAGAACUGGGAUGCUGAGUUUGUCAAGGUUGAUCAGGCUACCUUGUUCGAUCUUAUCUUGGCUGCGAACUAUUUGAACAUCAAGAGCUUGUUGGACUUAACUUGCCAGACAGUUGCUGACAUGAUCAAGGGAAAGACACCUGAGGAGAUCCGUAAGACUUUCAACAUCAAGAAUGAUUUCACCCCUGAGGAAGAGGAGGAGGUCAGGAGGGAGAAUCAGUGGGCCUUUGAAUGAUCUGACAGCAAAAUGAUGACUAAAAAAAAGAUGGGUAGAGUGAUGAUGGUUUUAGGGGAAAGACAAUUAUCUCUGGUAUAUAAUACCUUCUUUAUAUAAAUAUUAGCAGUACUGGUAGUAAGUAGUUUAUGGUGGUACUCUGUGGUUUCUUUUAAGGUGUAUAUAAGGUUAGUUGGUCUGAAAGACAUCAGAGGGGGGUUAGGGUUAAUGUAGGUGGUAAUGCUUUAGCCUUUCCCCCCUCAAUAUUUGCCAACUAAACCUAUUUUGUUACUCUGCCUUGCAUUCUCUAAUGGUAUUGUUUGCUCUACUCCUAAAAUUUCAUGGUUAUUUUUAUAUGUUGCUUAUGUUUGUGUGAUUUA
This is a messenger RNA of Papaver somniferum (opium poppy), 942 nucleotides long. Its product is annotated as SKP1-like protein 1B. Gene Ontology annotation, biological process: SCF-dependent proteasomal ubiquitin-dependent protein catabolic process. NCBI's taxonomy places the organism in Eukaryota, Viridiplantae, Streptophyta, Magnoliopsida, Ranunculales, Papaveraceae. The record is from RefSeq and is a predicted model, not a curated record. The coding region runs from base 116 to 583 and encodes 155 amino acids. Gene Ontology annotation, cellular component: cytoplasm; nucleus. Gene Ontology annotation, molecular function: cullin family protein binding. The transcript has 2 exons.